AUGAAGACUACUCUCCCAUCAGUACUGGCAUUUGCUUCGGUGCUUUCUGUAGCUCUAGCAAAUUGCAACUUCCCAUUAUGCGACUCUGGACCAGUGGGAAGUUUUGACGACAACAAGUGCAAGGGCAGGGUUCACAGAGUCGGCAAAAACCCACGUGGACAGGCUGGAGUAUUCCAAGGCGGGCCAGAUCAUUGGGACUGGGAGGUCAAAACAACUUACUACAAGAUCAACAUCUGGGAUAGCGGCUUAGUUACGUACGAUAGUGGAGCAGGUAAGGCCUGUAUUAUGCGAAUAGCCCAAGGGAAUGCACUGCACGACGUUGUACUCCCACCAGACAACGCACAAAACCCCAACUGGAAUGGACCUGGAUGCUGCCUGGAUUCGAAUCUUAUUUAUGGUAUUAAUGAUGUUUGGGUAUGGAAUUGA
This is a messenger RNA of Bipolaris oryzae ATCC 44560, 426 nucleotides long. RefSeq lists its product as uncharacterized. Lineage: Eukaryota; Fungi; Ascomycota; Dothideomycetes; Pleosporales; Pleosporaceae. The record is from RefSeq and is a predicted model, not a curated record. The coding region runs from base 1 to 426 and encodes 141 amino acids. The transcript has a single exon.